AUUCCUUCCCUGCUCAUCAUACAGGAUCAACCCUAACAAUAUACCAGGAACAUGGAGCUGCACCUCUGGCUUUUACUCAUUGCUGGAUCCAUGGCAGAUCAAAACAUGAGAGACAAUGUCUUCCUCUUCCCCAGUCAGUCUGCUUCUGAUUAUGUGCUUCUGACACCAAAGAUGACUGGGCCUUUACAAAAACUCACCGUUUGCUUGAGGAGCAACACAGACAGAGGAGGCUCUGCUCUUUUUACUGUGGGCACCCCUGAGUCACGGAUCCGCAAUAUUUUUAGCAUUUUACCAUUCACUAUGGCCAACCCAUAUUUUUAUUGCAAAAUCUACAUAAACAAUACAGAUGUAACCAUAAAUGCAAAGGCAGAUGUUCUGAGCUGGAUUCACAUGUGUGUGACCUGGGACUCUAACACUGGAGUUGUAGAGCUUUGGGUUAACGGAAGAGCGUUCAUUCGCAGGGUGCUGCAGAAAGGCUUUUCUAUUGAUCUCCAGGAAGGUAUUGCCCUGGGACAGAUGCGGAGAAAUUCUAGAAGGGAAUGGGAAACUGCACUUCCCUUUCAAGGGGAAAUAACUGAUGUCAAUAUGUGGAACAGUGUUUUGUCUCCAGGGUACAUAAAGCAGGUUCAGCAGCAUCAUAAUAUGAUUGGGAAUGUCAUUAGCUGGUGGUCUCUGAACUACACUAUUAAAGGCAAUGUCAUUGUGCAACCCAAAUCCAUUUGGAAAUAAAUCACUGCUACUGCAGAAUUACAGUUAAACGAUGCCAACUGAAAUAUGUGCACCUAUGUUUAGCAUGAGCUCAAAAAAUAUGGGAAAAACCCACUUUGGGGGAAAAAAAAAUGAAUGUUAUUAAAUGGUAUUACUUGCAUUUCAGCAUUAGUUAUACUGUGCACACAUUUAAUCAUCUGACAUGUUAUAUGACAAUAUUAAAUAUAUAGUAGAAACUGUUAGAAGAACCACUUACCAAUAAAAAUCAUGACAUCACAA
This is a messenger RNA of Xenopus laevis (African clawed frog), 987 nucleotides long. RefSeq lists its product as uncharacterized. The record is from RefSeq and is marked provisional. Lineage: Eukaryota; Metazoa; Chordata; Amphibia; Anura; Pipidae.